GUUGUGCAGUAGCAGUAUCGUGAAUGUAGCAGUAGCGUAGAGGCGGCACAGGCGGAUUAUUAUGCACAGAGACCAGUGGGCAUAUUGAAAAAGUAUUGCUGACAAGUCUUCAGAUAAUUCAGUUUGUGGUAUGCUCUCAGAGGCAACCAUUGCGCUGUGUUCCUCAUCUCCUGUGCAUGGAUACCUGGAUCUUGUAACAAGAGCACUUGGGAAAACUUCAGAUGCUACUGCUGCUAGGGCUCCCCACCCUGAAAUAGUGGGACGAAUUUCUCUGCCAGCGUCCCAAGAGAGUAAUGGUGGUCAAUUGGGUUCUCCCAGCAACCCGAGCUCCUCCCUAGCUUCUCCCAGCAUUGUCAACUCAUCAAAAGCUAACAGUCUCUUGGAAUAUUCUCAGCUUGGCUGCUUGUCGCUUGGUUGGCAAGACAGCCCUGAUAUUGUCUCCCUCUUCUUGUCAGGGCAGCUUCAAAAAUACAAGCAAUCUGAAUGCAAUCUAUCGUUCUUUGAUCAAGACCAUGAAGCUCUCUUUAAACCUUCAGACUUUGAAAUGAAAUGCUCCAUUUUGAUGAUGAAAGACACAGAUACCAAGGGGCUGUGUCAGUGUUCAACUUCGAUUAGUGAAGAUGAACGUAUUUUUGAAAAGAAUGCCUUUCAGGAGCUACAGGCAAGUGUCGACUGUGAAAAGUGUGGGGAAGUUUGCCUAUCUCGAUUGAGAAUGAAUAUUGAAAAUCUUAAUGCUGACAUCAAAUUGUUGAGCACUGACGAGUUGACCCAAAGCUUCCAAGACAUGGGGGAUGGGCAGUCUUUUAAUGGGUCCUUAACAGACGCUGUUUCUGAUGGUUCAUCCCACGUCAAGUCUGCCUCCAACAAGGAUAAUCUGUAUAGUACCACAAUCAUUGCAGGUAGAGAAAAAGUGGGUUCCAGUACUGGUAACUUUUCCACUGAUAUCAUCGGAGGACAAGAUUAUGCAAGUUCGGGCCCUGCAAAAGUCAAUUUAUUCAGCACCACGAUCAUUUCAUCACCUGAUGUUAUUGACUGCAGUACACAGCUUCCAUCAAGCCCGCUGCCUCACACCAAAGGCUGUGUGCAGAUGGCUGGUAGCAAUGAAGAAUCUUAUCGUAGUUCUCCCUCAUCAAAUCAUGCUGCUUCUACCCCUUCUAAAUUAUCAACGUGUGGCUCACUGAAGAACUUGACUAGACAGUUUCACCAAGAUCAAACUCCCCACGUUCCUGCAGGUUAUAUAAGGAGAUGCCCGCGUCACAAUGACGACGACUCAAAAGAUCGCGUUUGUUCAAUUGAUCAAAGCUCUAUGAACCCAUUUGACUCGUGCACCGACAGCCUGCAGAUGCCCACUGUGAGUCCAUCACUAUUCAAAGAGGUAAUUUCACCAGCCGGAGGAGAGAAAAGUGCCUCAGAUUUCAGGUGGUCUAUUGAACAGAUUGCGUUACUUAAUCCAGCUCAUAUAGAACUAACUUCUCCUCAAACCCAUGUUGACUCUCCCCAAGACUUGGAGUAUGAGAAAAAAGCCCAGGAGGCAAUAGAAAAGUUUUUCUCUAGGCGGUGUAUCUUGCCAAGCCCAUGGACCAAUUCAGGACCCAAGAGCAGAGUUGGUGAUCUGAGUGAGAGACAUAAAUACAGUAGCUGCACUUCAGGGUCUGUGCAAACUCCACUGUCAAGCGAUUGCCGAAACUUCACCCCUGCCGCGGCCAGUCCUUCCUUUCCUAUGCCUUUGCAUAAUGCUCCUAAAGGCGUCAGUAUUUCUUGUCAAACAAACUUAUCGUUCCCGCCCGUGUUGCCGGCACAUGUAGAAUCGUUGUUUGCGCUCUACUCUCAGGCAGCUGAGAGUAAAACUCCUGAUGGAGCAAGUGCAACAAAUGAUGUCGCUUGUUUUAACAAUACUUCACUACGUCGGCGACUGCUCUUCAGUAGCGAAGACUCCAAAUCUUGCAGUCCAUCCCUAACAAGCUUUUCUGGAAAAUCAGCAGAUGAUAAAUCAGAGGGCUCGCCAAUACUGCAAACGUGUUUUCCUAGGAAAGACGGUGUUUUUCAUCAUCCAAGUGAAGUUGCGGCAGAACCCACACCACCAAUAAUGUCUCCAGUCUAUAUGUAUUCCACAGACAUAGGCCGUGAAGCUAUGAGUCUGUCACCAAUUGCUGGGGACUUGCAGCAAUCUUCAUUUGAUUUAAAUAUUUAUCACCGUCAAAGUUCGCGUAUGAACCAAGAUUCCUUUCAUGGUCCAAUGUGCAGCUUGUCACCAGAUGUUGGAUCGCAGAAACAGUUUCUUAUAGAUACUAAUUGCAAAGAGCAAGCUUUAAUCCUUCCGCCAUCUCCACAAUUUUCGCCCAUCAGAUGUGACAUUUCUCCACGUGGCGUCAAAUGCAACGAUUGUGGUGAACUGAAAUGUGAAUGUGCUACGACUGAAACUAAUUCAACAAGCCAGGAUCUUGCAGGAUAUCAACGUGAGUGCAAUGAAACUUGUUCUUCAACUCAAGGGUCUAAUACCAUAACCUUCAUGUCUUUCACGACUCCUACCAAAGAUUUCAUGUCUUUUACAACCCCUGAUGAAGGGGUUAGGUCUCUCACAACCCGUGCUGAAGACCGCACUUCGUUUACUACCUCUGCUGCCAACUUUACGUCUUCAACAACCCCUGAUAAAAACCUGAUGUCUUCCACAACUCCAGCCGGAAAUAUCACUUCAAAGACAAGCAUGACCGGAACUCUCUCGACUACCACAACACUUUCCAAAAGCUUCCUAUCUUCUGCCGAAAGCCUCACGUCUGUUACAACCCCUGUCCAAAGCGCGUCUUCUAUUACAGUCUCUAGGGAAGACCUAAAGAUCCCUGCAAUGAACACCGCCUCUUGCACGUCAUUGCUUGGGCAGCCUGUUACAAUGGCUCAGCUUAGUCAUCUUUCCCCUAUUAAAUUUGUUGACCAGUCAGAAAGUACUGCUUCCAGUCCGGAAUUUUGCUCAGGUUUGAUGUAUGACAGCAAUGUUCCUAUGUCUUCUUCACAAAAAUGUGACAAAUUGAGUGAGAUUUCAUCUUUGAUGAAAAUCCGUGAUGAUAUGGAACACGAUGAACACAGCUACUCACACAAAUUUUGCCAUGAUGAUCUAUCAAAUAAAUUCAACUUGGUUUCUUCAUCUAACAAACCCACCGGUGCGUGCUACUCAUUAUUUAAAUCAAAUGAGCCUUCUUCAGCCGCAGUCAGCACUGCUUUAGCUGCAAAUGAAUUUAGCAAUGCUUCAGUCCCAAAUGUAUUCAGUGACGCUCCAGCUGCAAACAAAUCCAGUGAUGCACCAUCUAUUUUUAAUUUCAGCAACACAUUUUCUCCUACAACAAGCAAUGCUUUUCUAAGAUUGAACGAAUUAAGAAAUUCUCAGACAUCGAGUUUUAGUGUCAAUUUUACCUCUAAUAAAUUUGAAGACACUUCUACAUCCAAAGCUUUGAAAAACAACUCGCCAUUAUACAAGAUAAACGAUCCUCCCCAUUCAAAUAGAUUUAAUGAAGUUUCUCCUUUUAAAAUAUUCGGCAACUCGUCUCCUGAGUUCAAACUGAGCACGAAUUACCUCUCCUACAACUCCAGCAGCUCCUCCAAAAGCUCCAGUGUUUCAGGCAGCUCCAGGUUCUUGAGCAGCUCCAAUGCUUCAAGUGGAUCAAGCUGUGACUCCCGUGAACACAAAUCCUAUGGAGACUCCAGCACCAUGGAGCAAAGCGGUCAAGUGCUCCUGCAUAUGUCAGACGAAGGCGGCCUCAGUCUCAGUGACUGUCCUAGCUCCUGCCUCAGCACGCUGCCCGACACCGACGAGUCUUUGGCAGCUCCGACAUUGAGCGUUGGCGGUUGUGACGUUGGCAGUGGCAUUGACGGUGGUGUUGGUGGCAAUGGCAGUGGUGUUGGUGGCGGCAACCCAACAGCGUCUCAGAAGCGCCCACUGUUUUGACCUCAUAAAAAAGUUUCAUGAUAUAUUCACAAACCGUGUUUAUCCAGGCUACGGUUGACUCAAAUGAUUCUUGAACAGAAAAAAGAUAGAUCAACAUUAAAGAUGAACCAAGGCAUGAUCAAUUUAAUCCAUGAUUAAUUAAAAAUAUGCCAUGAAACAAUAAAAGUGCCAAUAAUAAGCCUUCCAACCUUCGCACUGAACUUGUUCAUUUUAGUGUAUAUUGUUACGUGAUAGUUAUUGUGCUCAAUUUAGUUGUUAGUGCAUGUAAAUUGACUUCUUGUCUGACAUUACCGGUAGAUUCUGUGAGUUUGCUGCGAGGAUAGACCGUUGAAAGCUGUUUUGUGUGUCAACUCGAUAGUGGGUUGAAUAUCACUUGUACAUUGUCGAUGUAUUGCUUAGUGUGAUUUGUUGGAAUAAUGAAUAGUUGAACUUA
Molecule: messenger RNA, 4370 nt
Organism: Hyalella azteca
Lineage: Eukaryota; Metazoa; Arthropoda; Malacostraca; Amphipoda; Hyalellidae
Exons: 4
Coding region: 131-3937 (1268 amino acids)
Biological process (GO): regulation of mitotic nuclear division; activation of protein kinase activity; regulation of mitotic spindle organization
Cellular component (GO): cytoplasm; nucleus
Molecular function (GO): protein kinase binding
Source: RefSeq, a predicted model, not a curated record